Messenger RNA from Symbiodinium sp. CCMP2592, 270 nucleotides. Lineage: Eukaryota; Dinophyceae; Suessiales; Symbiodiniaceae. The record is from the annotation of a GenBank genome assembly.
AUGGUCUAUCUGACUCUGGCCCAAGGGGGGAGGGGUGAGCUUGUGGCCCCCGCCAGCUUGUCCAUGCACCGCUAUGACAUGUCGUGGCUUCAGCGGGAGACGCACAUCAUUGCAUAUGCGUCCGGGUUCUUGCCGGAGAACCUCAAGACUCUCUACAUUCAGGAGACGGAGAAUCUCCGCUCUGUAUUUUAUGCAGAAGACAGAGUCUUCAAUGUGGCCAUGGCUACUUGGGAUGCCGCUCUACCUCGCUUUCAGGUGCAGGACCUGUGA